This is a messenger RNA of Merops nubicus (carmine bee-eater), 708 nucleotides long. It is a transcript of the gene PCTP, whose product is annotated as phosphatidylcholine transfer protein. The annotation marks the transcript as partial. The record is from RefSeq and is a predicted model, not a curated record. NCBI's taxonomy places the organism in Eukaryota, Metazoa, Chordata, Aves, Coraciiformes, Meropidae. The transcript has 5 exons. Gene Ontology annotation, molecular function: phosphatidylcholine binding; phosphatidylcholine intramembrane carrier activity.
CUCUUGAGUGUAUUUGUAGUAUGUGCCCCACCUAACUUCCUUCAGCUGUUCUCCCUGCUGCAGAGUACUUCCCUUUCCUCUGUGACUUUUCCUCUCCCCUUUCUGUUUCCACAGCAGUCAGGACUUUAUGAGUAUAAAGUCUUCGGUGGUCUUGCUGACUGUCCCCCCAAACUCUGUGUGGAUGUCUAUAUGGACUUAGAUUUCAGAAAACAAUGGGAUCAGUAUGUUAAAGAACUGUAUGAGGAAACAUAUGAUGGUGAAAAAGUAAUCUACUGGGAAGUGAAGUACCCUUUUCCUCUCUCAAACAGAGAUUACGUCUAUGUCCGGGAGUGCCGGGAGAUGGACGUUGAUGGGCGGAAGAUCUGGGUGGUGUUAGCUCAGAGUGUGUCUGUGCCUCAGUGCCCUGAAAGGCCUGGUAUUAUCAGAGUUAAAAGCUAUAAGCAAAGUCUGGCAAUCGAAAGUGAUGGCAACACUGGAUCUAGAGUCUAUAUGUAUUAUUUUGAUAAUCCUGGUGGGAUGAUUCCAUCCUGGCUUGUCAACUGGGCUGCCAAGAGUGGUGUGCCUGCUUUCUUGAAGGAUAUGCAGAAAGCUUGCUGUAGUUACUCUAAGAGCACAUAGGUUGAAGUUGUUCUUAAUUGUUUAAUUCCUAGAACUCUGCACUUACAGAAGUGGCCAUUAUAUAUCACACUGGAUAACAUCUACCUCUAA